AUGCCUUCGAGGGACGACGAAGAUAUGCGUGGUAGUGACGUGACCGUGGUGCGAACUGAAAGCCAUUUGGCGCGAUUUAAUAAUGCUAGGGCAUUGUUCGAAAAAUUAGGCGAAGAAAAUCGUAAUUUUCGUAUUGAAAAAUCACCUUCGGCAGCAGCUAGUUUCGCUGGGACGCGUGGUGUUCUUCCGGUAGUUCCUUCUCGUUCCCGCUCAAGUUCGGCGGGUUCUGUGAGCCCGACGCGCAAUAAUGCGACUCCGACUUCAAAUUUGUCACCUGCUGUAAAUGGUGAUCGUUUAUCUAAUGGCGCUGCACUACAGCCACCACCGAAACCCGUUAAACCUAGUGUUCUUCCAAAGCCCGAGAAGCCGGAUAGACGAUUUAAUAAAGAACUAAUAGAAAAACAGAAAAAUUGGACAGCUCAUUUUAAUAAGUCGCGGCCACCCAGAUUCGAACAAGAACAAAGAUUAGACUAUAAAUCAAAUAGUGGAUAUCAAGACAGAAAAUCACCGGAAAAAGUAGACAAACAUGUCCCAUCACGAGUUUACACACCACCGCCUUCACCAGGCGCUUGCGAUUCUUAUGCAGAACGCCCUAGUACUCUUCCUUCCUUAAUAAACAGAGGUAUACAUGUUGCGAAAUCACCUAGUCCUGUAAAAAAUGUCGCUCCUGUGUUACCUCCACCUAGAUCUAGCAAUACUAUAUCUCCCACCGUGAAAUCAGAAUUACUAAUUUCGCCAACAAUAAAUGAAAAAAUGAAAAAUGAUUUAUUAAUAAAUAGGGAUACUUUUAAUCAAUCUAAACAAAGUCCUACGAAAAUAGAAUCUAUAGAAAGGCUACGUCCAUCGACAUCUCCGGAACUUGAAAGAAAAACUGAUAACGUAGAAGAAAUUAUUUCAAGAAAUGAAAGUAAUUUACAAUCUCCAAGAUCUAUAGAUCGUACAUCACCAACUACACAAUUUUUACAAGAUAAAUUCGAGAUAGAUAAGAGUCCCAGAUCUUACAAAUCACCGCCUUCUCCCCCAUUGCGCGCUCCUAAAUCUCCACCGCCGCCAAUACCGGAUGACAAAAACGUAACACCAGACAGUAAUAUAACAACUGCAAAAUCAUUAACUGAUGAAACCGAAUGUGUAACGAAAGUAGAAGUGGAAAACGAUAGUGUCGAUUCACAUCAAGAAGUAAUUGUUAAAUCGCUUUCAUCUUCUUCAAUCUCAUCACUUCCUCAGGAUGUUGUCAAAGAGAACAAUGUGCUUGACACAGAACAUUCUGUUAUAGUGACACCUGAUAUUUGUGAUGUAGCAUUGAGAUCUCCUACGAAAAGUCAUGAAGAAGAUAUUUAUGAGACUAUGCAAUAUAGUGGUAAUUGGGAUGAGAAGAACAGGCGACGAUCUUCAACUCCGGAGUCACCUACAAAUGUAAUUCAGACUGAAGAAGUGUCGCGGUCGCCCCUUGCAUCUCCCAUGGCUUCACCAGUACAUAGCCUUCCCUAUUCUUCGUCUCCAGCGCCAGCAUCGCCCUCGCAAGUUGACAAAAUACGUCGUUUCGAGUUGAAAGUGAGUGUGAGUGUGCAAAAUACUGCUUCGAGCAGGCGAUGGCGUGGCGAUGAGGUCGUCACGUGCGCACACCCGCGCUCGUACAACAUGCGUCUCUGCGGAUGUUGUAUGGUGGGUGGAGGUCGCAAGUCUUCGGAGACAGAGGAUGUGGCGGGUCGGGGUCGAUCGCGUGCCUCGAGCGUUUCGGACGAGGGUGGGUUCAACGAGCCCUCGCCGGAGGUAGUGGCACGCCUGCGGCCCGCCGACUACCGCGACCCGCACCCGCCACUCACCAGCGACAUACGAGAUGCGGAGCGCGCCAGGUCCGAUCCCGACACGCUCUCCGUACUGCAACAGGACUCGGGAGUAGUAGUAAGUGAGGCGAGUCAGGGCUCCAUAGAGGUGCUCGAUAAGUCGACCACUAGCCAAUGGAGCGUGUCGGAGGAGGGCCCGGGGGAGGCGCGGGGUGACGCAGCGCCCGACGAGGACAAGCAACCCGACAGCAUGACGCCCGACGAGGCUGAGAUAUUGCUGAGCUCCAGUAUUCUGGAGAAAAAACUUAGGCAAGAAGCUCUGCUAUCAGACGAGCAGGCGCAAGAGAUCGUGGCGAUGCUGUCGCCGCACGCGGCCGCCGCGCCGCACGCGGCUGCGCUCGCGCCCGACAACGGCGUGUCGCUCAACGACAGCUACCAGUCCGUGCUCUCGUAUGAGAGCAUGCAGUCGGUGGACGAGAGCUACGAGUUCGUGUCGCUGGAGGCGGACGCAGGCGCGGAGGCGGAGGCGGAGGCGGGCGCGGGCGGCGACGCGCGCGAGCCCGCCACGGUGUUCGACCACUACCCGCCGCGCUCGCUGCGCGAACUCGCAGAGGAGAACGGCAUACAUUACUUUGAGGAUGGACAUUUUUAUACGGAGGUCGCCGGACUUCCACCGGUUGAAGAGGACGAGGAUGACGAUUAUUACCCACCAGUAUUUGUUAAGAGAAAUACCAAAGUUAAAUUCAGCACGGAUCCGAUGCGCGUGUUCUCGACGCACUCGGUGCGCGAGUACGACCGCCGCAACGAGGACGUGGACCCCGUGGCCGCGUCCGCCGAGUACGAGCUGGAGAAGCGCGUGGAGAAGAUGCACGUCUUCCCCGUCGACUUGGUGAAGGGAUCGGAUGGCCUUGGACUGUCUAUCAUAGGUAUGGGCGUGGGCGCGGACGCGGGGCUGGAGAAGCUGGGCAUCUUCGUGAAGACGAUCACGGAGAGCGGCGCGGCGGCGCGCGACGGACGCAUACAGGUCAACGACCAGAUCAUUGAGGUGGACGGGAAGAGCCUGGUGGGCGUGACGCAAGCGUACGCGGCGUCGGUGCUCCGCAACACGUCGGGGCCGGUCAAGUUCCUCAUCGGGCGGGAGAAGGACCCCGAGAACAGUGAAGUGGCGCACCUCAUCAGGCAGUCGUUGGCCGCGGACAAGGAGAGGGAAGAGAGAGCUGCUCGUGAGCGUCAGCGGCGGCAACAAACUGAAGAGGAGAGUAGUCCGCCGGCUGCCGACGCGCGCCAUCCAGACAUUGUGGAGUUGCGGGCGUUACUUAAUGAGUUGGUGGGCAUGGAGGCGGGCGGCGGCAGCGGCGCGGAGGUGAGCGCGCGCGUGCGCGAGUGGUGCGCGGCGCGCGCGCCGCACGACCACCUGCGCCGCGCGCUCGCCGCCGCCGCCGACACCGCGCACCGCGCGCACCGCAAGUACGACAAGGCGCGGCGCGCGCUGCGCGAGUGGCGGCGCACGCGCGCCAUGGUGCGCGCGCGCGAGGAGUGGUGGAGCGCCGCGCUGCGCGACGCGCACCGCGAGUACGCCGCCGCGCUCUCCGCGCUGCACGACCGCGUCGCGCGCCUCGAGGUGCUGCUGCUCGAGACGCAAAAGAAGGCUGGUCUACCAGUAAUGCUACCUCAUGAGCCGUCAGCGCGACGAGAAACACCGCCCCUGCCGCGGCGACCAGACCCGGAUCCUUUACUUAUUAAUGAUCCUUGGAGCUCAGACAGUGACCUCUCAGAUCUGUCGCCUAUUGAGGACGAAUAUGCAAAAGUCGACAAGUCGGAUAAAAAGCCACGUGAAGCGCCAGAUAUCGGAGACGUGACGGUUACAACGACAAGUGACGUAAAAUUGCCGAGCAACGUCACUACUAACUCUGUCACGUCACCCACAACUGUGACGACGAAUUAUGCGAACGUCACGUCAUCGUCAUAUGUGAACGUGACUACUGCGACGUCAUACGUUAAUGUGACGUCGGCUCCGAGUGUCACGCCUACUACAAACUCCUCAAGCCAUAUUGUUACCGUCACCACUGCUGCGUCUACCCCAGCUGUCGUCGCCGAUACUUUGAGCGGGGCUAACGCAACUAGUAUGGCGAGCAUCACAAGCACAGCGAGCAGCGCGGGGAGCGUGGGCGCGGGGGCGGGCGCGGGGGCGUCGCGCGAGCUGGACGCGGCGGUGCCGCGCGGCGCGCUGCUGGACACGUCGGCGCACCGCGCGCGCACCGACCUGGCGCGCCACCGCCACCACGCGCCGCUGCACUCCCACUCGCCCCAUUCCCCCCACUCCCUCAGCAAUGCUAGCUCGUAUGAUGGGUUAGACGAUUCCUACAACGACUCUGCGGACGAGUCGCUGAGCGAGUCCACUUCGGGGGCGCCUCCACACGCCUCUCACCACACUCAACGAGAUACGCGACAAAGCUGCGGUAGUUCGAUCGGCAGUGCGAUGGAUGAUGCCGUGUAUUCCCGCGACCAUCGACAUCAUCCUCUCUCAGGUCCGCCCGCGUCGCUGGCGGAGCAGCUCAAGCAGGUGCUGGCCGAGCGCGAGCGCCGCCUCGCCGCGUCGCCGCCGCCCCCGCACGCGCUGCCCCCCGCGCACCCCGCGCACCCCGACCCCGUGCAGCUCACCAACGAGCUGGUCGACGAGAUACGCCAGGCCGUCAGCGAGGCCAACGCCAGAGUGAAGAAAGCUCCGGCUUGUGUAGUCGGCGGCGAGGUGCCGUGGCAGCCGCUGUCGGCCGCCGUGUCGGAGGCGAGCCUGUCGCCGCGCGCGGCGCCGUCACCCGCGCCCUCGCACGCCGCGCACGCCGCCGCCCCGCACCCCGUCAACCUGUGGACUAAGCAGCAGGUAUGGCAAUGGAUAUCAAGCCUUGGCGAAGGGCUGGAGCGCCACGCGGGGGCGUUCGCCACACGCGGCGUGGACGGCGCUUUGCUCCUCACUCUAAGCUCUUCAGACCUGAAACUCCUGGGACUCCCCGGCGACGAGAGACGACGAAUGAAAAGACGCCUGAAAGACCUACGAGCCCAACACGAGAAACACCUAAAGGCACUCAAGAAGGCAGAGAAGAAAGCCCGCAAGAAG
Molecule: messenger RNA, 4899 nt
Organism: Brenthis ino (lesser marbled fritillary)
Lineage: Eukaryota; Metazoa; Arthropoda; Insecta; Lepidoptera; Nymphalidae
Source: the annotation of a GenBank genome assembly